Apus apus (common swift) is the source of this 2643-nucleotide messenger RNA. RefSeq names its product phosphodiesterase 9A (gene PDE9A). Bases 339 to 1895 code for a protein of 518 amino acids. The record is from RefSeq and is a predicted model, not a curated record. Lineage: Eukaryota; Metazoa; Chordata; Aves; Apodiformes; Apodidae. Gene Ontology annotation, biological process: cGMP catabolic process. Gene Ontology annotation, molecular function: 3',5'-cyclic-GMP phosphodiesterase activity. The transcript has 18 exons.
UCAGAGCUAGGGGAGCCCAGCAGCUCUCAGGGAUUGUUGCCAUGGGAAUUGAGGGGGCACUUGCAGACAGCAUCUGGAGCCUGUGUCUCUCCUUGUUGGAGGCAGCUGGAUUUGGAAGGAAGCAAAACUAGAAGGAGGUGGCAGCGAGAGACAGAGGCACAGCAAAAUGCAUGCAUGUUAGAGGAGGGACCUUCCCAGAAUGAGAGUACAGUGGGAUACAGAAGAGCAGGGACACCAAACUGUCAGGCAGCGGUGGCUCAGCUUCGUAGGAUAAACCUUAUUUUCUGCUCUGUUUGACGCUGGAAAAAAAAGUCCAGUGAAAGCCCAACUGUAGCAAGAUGGGAUCAGCCUCCUCCACUUACCGGCCCAAGUGUAUUUAUUUGGAUAUUGAUGGAAGAAUUCAAAAGGUGAUCUUUAGUAAAUAUUGCAACUCCAAAGAUAUCAUGGACCUCUUCUGCAUUGCAACAGGGCUACCGAGGAACACAACAAUCUCCCUUUUGACAGCAGACAAUUGUAUGGUAUCCAUUGAUCCGACAAUGCCUGCAAACUCAGAGAGGUCUCCAUACAAAGUGAUACCUGUUGCAACAGGGCAUCUCUCAGAGAAAGAAGAAUUGUUCCAGAAUUUACUGGGACAGAUUGCUGAGCAGUUCUCAAGGGUUUUUAAAAUCAAUGAGCUGAAAACGGAAGUAGCUAAUCACUUGGCAAUGCUGGAGAAAAAGGUUGAAUUGGAAGGCCUGAAAGUAGUGGAGAUUGAGAAAUGCAAGAGCGACAUUAAAAAGAUGAGGGAGGAAAUGGCAGCAAGAAGCAGCAGGACUAGCUGUCCCUGCAAGUACAGCUUUUCGGAUGAAAAUAAGAGGCUGACCCCCCGGCGGGAUGUACCAACCUACCCAAAGUACCUGCUGUCCCAGGAGACCAUUGAAGCACUUCGGAAACCAACCUUUGAUGUCUGGCUGUGGGAGCCCAACGAGAUGCUGAGUUGUUUGGAACAUAUGUACCAUGAUCUUGGGUUGGUAAAAGACUUCAACAUCAAUCCUAUCACGUUAAAGAGGUGGUUGCUGUGUAUUCAUGACAAUUACAGAAACAACCCCUUCCAUAAUUUCCGGCACUGCUUCUGUGUGACCCAGAUGAUGUACAGCAUGAUCUCACUCUGCAGCCUCCAGGAGAAAUUUUCCCAAAUUGACAUCUUGGUUCUCAUGACUGCAGCAGUAUGCCAUGACUUGGACCAUCCAGGCUAUAAUAAUACCUAUCAGAUAAAUGCGCGAACGGAGCUUGCGGUACGCUACAAUGACAUCUCCCCACUGGAGAACCACCACUGUGCUGUGGCUUUCCAGAUCAUUUCCCAGCCAGAAUACAACAUUUUCUCCAACGUCAACCAGGAACAAUUCAAACAGAUAAGACAGGGGAUAAUCACGUUAAUCCUGGCUACAGACAUGGCGAGACAUGCAGAAAUACUGGACUCUUUCAAGGAAAAAAUGGAAAAUUUUGAUUACUCAAAUGAAGAACACAUGACCUGUCUGAAGAUGGUACUGAUAAAAUGCUGUGAUAUCUCCAAUGAAGUCCGCCCAAUGGAAGUAGCAGAGCCCUGGGUAGAUUGCUUACUAGAGGAAUAUUUUAUGCAGAGUGACCGAGAAAAAUCUGAGGGACUUCCAGUGGCACCAUUCAUGGACCGUGAUAAAGUGACCAAGCCAACUGCACAGAUUGGCUUCCUGAAGUUCGUUCUUAUCCCCAUGUUUGAAACAGUAACAAAGCUAUUUCCAGAAGUGGAGGAGGUGAUGCUCCAGCCCCUUUGGGAAUCUAGGGACCGCUAUGAGGAAUUAAAACAGAUAGACGAUGCUAUGAAAGAAUUGCAGAAAAAGAAAAGUGAAAGCUUGACCACCGGCAGUACUGAAAAGUGAGAUGAAAAAGUCUUUGAGCAAAACUUAAGCCCUAAGCUCCUUGCCUACAGCCUGCACCCUGCUCGCACAGGCGCUGCCACCGUCGGGCACCAAGGGCUCCCCUCGCGCCAGCACGCCCGAGGCAGCCUCCCUGGCUGGACUUCCCCUGAGGACAUUGCACAGGUUGCAGCACUGCUCAGAUCUUCAGCGGGUUUGCCUUUUUGGUGACCACACUGACCACAGUCUGUAGAGACAAAGCGGAGUUUAGCUAAGGAGCCUUUUCUGGAAAAUGAUCCACAUCCAAACACAAACAAAAAGUCAUUUUAGUCUAGAUGCUAUAUAUAUGUGUACAGCAGUAUGCUAAUUACAGCAUAGCUUAACAGAUGCUUAUAUUCUGACAGAGGUCCUGGCAUAUAUUUUUAUCUGCCUAGUAGGCCCUAAAGACACAUUUCUCUGUAUUAUCCUCUGAUUUUUAUAGCGUUCACAGGACGUUCAAAAGCCCAGCACAGUGGCUGCAAAUUUUUUUUGUUGUUUGUUUUCUACACCAGAAGAAAUCAGAAGAAAACUUAGUGAGUUUGCAGGCUCACUUUGUGGCCUGGUACAGCUAGACAUCCUGGGAUUUUUCAGAAGAAGUAAAGAAGGGAGCACAAAGCUGAAACCACUGUGCAAGCCUAUUUUAUCCUUGUGGAUGUAAACAGCAACAAAAAAAAAACCUUCAAAGAUGUACAUAAUUUUUUUUUUUUUACUUUUAAACUGAUCUGCUAAAUAA